GACAGCAGCGCGAGAGAGCUUGUCAAAAAACAUAACGUAAAUAUUGGAAUGAGACGUCGUGGAAGUUUGAGGAGAAAUAACUCUAUAAAAGAUGCGCAGCUUCUCACGUCUUACGGUUUUCCUUGCAUUGAUCUUCAUCUUCAAAUCCACGUGGGCGUCUCCACAGUCUGGUCAUGACUCGAGUGGCAGCAGGAGUCGGCGAGGUGCGCCCUGCGGAACAGACAUGUCAUCGUUGAACAACAUCUGCUGUUUAAACUGCCCAGCUGGUACACAUAUGAAAUCACCCUGCACCAAGCACGGGGAGAUGGGGGAGUGUGGGGAAUGUGACUAUGGGACGUUCACUGAGCACUCCAACGACCUGAAACAGUGUUUCAAGUGUGCACAGUGUCGCCCAGAUCAGAUAAUUGUAAGGCCGUGUAUUCAAACUCAGAAUACCGAAUGUGAAUGCAAAGCGGGAAGAUUUUGCGCCCAUGACCAAGCAUGUGAAGUUUGCAAGAAGUGUUCAAGAUGUGAAAAGGAUGAAGUGAUAGUGAGGAACUGCACCUCUACAACCAACACGGAGUGCAAGAAAAUCCAGUCCCCCCCACCCUCAGGAAACACUUGGCUUUGGCCAUCACUCAGCGCAUCACUUAUUGUGGUGGCAAUAGCUGUUGUUGUGGCAGUUUUGUAUAAGAAGCAUAAAGCAUCAGACUCUCAGAGCUCCCGACCUGAUGGGCUGAAACCUGGAGAGCGUAACACUGAGGAAGGGAGAAACGGACAGACCCGAAUGCCCAGCUUUCUGGAGUCAUUUCCCAAGCUUGUUCCUGUGAACGAUGGGUCUCUGCAGAAAUGUUUCGAAUAUUUUGAGGAAGUGGACAUCUGUUACCACAAUAGAUUCUUCCGUUACAUCGGCAUUAGCGACAACGUUAUCAAAAGCAAAGAGUACCUUCCAUACGCAGACAGGAUCCAUGAAUUGCUGAACAUUUGGAUGGAACAAAAGGGCAGAGAGGCCAGUUUGAAUGACCUGCUGAAGGCACUGCUUGAUCUGUCUCAAAGGAGAACAGCUGAGCAUAUCAGGCAGUGUGCUAUUCAACACGGCCAUUACACAGAAUGUGAGAAUGAAUUGUCUGAACAGUUUUCAGGCAAUAUAUAGUCACCUGAUGACCACCUAUGUUGUCGCAUAGUCGCAAUUCUUACACAACAUGUAAUUACUGCGGUCGUAAGAAUGCACAAGGCUUCCACUCAUAAUGAUCUUUUCGUUAAAAGUGAAUCUGUCCUGUUCAAGGAAGAAAAAAAAGUAAUGAGACUACAUGAUUUAAUGUUGUCUCAUGAAUGUCAUGAAGGUCCUGGCUGCUGAAAGCUUGCACUCCAUCAAAUACUGGUUGGAGUACAAGCAAGCCUACCGCCCAUAGUGACGCCUCGGCGUGAGUAGCUAACUCUUCAGCCGAGGAAAAAAACAAACAAAAAAAACUACUAGUUUUUGUUGUUUGCUGGCACUGGUGCUGCUGUUUCAGGGCAGGAGUGUUGCUGUACUGUACAGUUUCAAAGUGUUGAUGCAGGAUCCUGCUAUGUCCAACCUGGCUGGUUAAGCUAGAGGACAAGCAGGACUGCUUGACGUGAAGCACACUUUGAAUGAUAGCAGGAAUAUUAUUUUCUGUUAUCUGACUGAAAGAGGUUUAUGUCCUUCAGUUCUAUUUAAGUGUUGCUGGAAAAGUAUUUUUAAAAAGUAUUGAUUGUCUUGUGUAUCAAGUGGACAAGACUACGUUAUACUGAAAUAUGAGCCCAAGACAGUUUGAUUGUUUUAAAUAGCAACUGUGAUGUUCAUUAGACCGUCACUGCAAAUUCCUUCCUUAAGAUGUGCAUUGUUUAUUUAUUCAAACUCUGUCCUCAGGAAUGAAUGUCAAUAGAACAUUUGAAACAAAAUGUCUAGAGAGCAAUGGGAUUACUAAAAGGUUUAUUAAGUUAUUAUGGUGGAAAGCCGUGAAAGUAAUUUAUCUCAAUACAGUGCCUGACUGUAUUGUUUACCUUUUUAGUGGAGGUUUUUUUGAGUAUGUUCCAGUUGGGCUUGCUCGAAGCACCUGAUCAAAAUAGAAUCAUUUGUUCUUGUCUCCUCUCUUGCGUUGUGCUUCUGGUCAUUGUUGCAUCAGGUAAUCAUGAUCACAUCGACAUCUUGGGAGGUGUACAAAAACAAAAUAGAUGCAAUUGAAUGCACUACAGCAUUACAUUUGAUCUGAUUCUUUAACUUGUAUAGAGGGAAAGAGUAUAUUUAUGCACUACCCCUCUUCCAUCUUUAGAUGGUUCUGUCUGAUACAGAUGUGUAUGGCUGUUAAUGCUGUAACACUGUCUGUCUUACAAAGAGGCUCAUCACUACAGUAUGUUACGUUGAGCCUGCACUUAUGAUAUGCUGACAUAUUUAUCCAUUGCUUAUCUGUCACUUUGAUUUAUUUUUUAUUCAUUUUUAUUCUGUUUUUCUUUUUCCUUUGUAAUUGUUUUAACCUGCAGAUCAGAACUAACUGGCUGUAGAGUUAUUCAGGGAUUUUAAAGUUCACUCAAAAAUGUUUCUUCACUUGGAUGUUUGAGCUGUUACCAUAUUCAUCUGCUGAAGCCUUAAACCUUCUGUUUAAAACAUGUACCAGCGAGCAUGAUUUGUGACAUCUCAGCUAGCUUGGAGGCUAAUCAUAUGCAACUUUUACAAUUGUGAUGAGUAAACUUGAAGCUUCCACUGCACAAACACAACUUUUUCAUUGAAGUAACUUUUGAAAUGAACAUUUAUAUGUUUCAGUGAGGGAGAAGGGAUACAUUUUUAAUUAUCAAUCAGUUAAUUGGACUUUUUAGUUCAAAAAUACAAUUGUCAGAUCAUUUUUAUAUCUUAAAUCUGAUCUGGAGAUGAUCUUCAGAGACUGAUUGAAGGUUAAAGUGUCCUGAAAUAUGAAAU
Molecule: messenger RNA, 2914 nt
Organism: Scomber scombrus (Atlantic mackerel)
Lineage: Eukaryota; Metazoa; Chordata; Actinopteri; Scombriformes; Scombridae
Gene: hdr
Product: hematopoietic death receptor
Exons: 10
Coding region: 92-1132 (346 amino acids)
Biological process (GO): positive regulation of apoptotic process; TRAIL-activated apoptotic signaling pathway
Cellular component (GO): cell surface; plasma membrane
Molecular function (GO): protein binding
Source: RefSeq, a predicted model, not a curated record